ACUACUACUACUACUACUAGCACUUAAAAUUAAAUUUAUUUUGUUUAUUUAACAAAAACUAGGUCUAAGCUAAGCAAAGCAUAACAAAAAUUAAAAAUUAAAAAGAAAGAAAUCGUGUGACAUGAAGAAAGCCGGAGCCGAGAAGAAACGGGCCCGGCGAUCCUCCGCCGCCGUUAAAAACUCCGCCGGCCGCGAUCCGAACACCGAUACUCCACCCAGGAAGCAAGCAAACAAGAAAGACGUUUUUCAGUUAUUUGCGGAGAAAGUUAGAGAUCAUAAAGACUUGGUUUCUAGGUGGGCUGUAUUGCAGGAGACCCGUGUUGAGUACUUUAGGGGAAAAGAUUUUGUUACAUUUUUGAAAAAUCAUCCAGAGCUCAAAGACAUUUUAGAAUCAGAUAGGCAUCUAGAAGUAGAAGAUAUCGUCAAUGUGCUCCUGAGCAAGAAUCUUUUAGUUCGUUGUGACCGUGUGGUGAAAACAGUACGUCCUGGGAAGAGAAAGUUGUCAACGUGGCCAGCACAUUUAGAAAUAUAUCCUGAGCAGGAAUUCUCUGAUAAUGAUGCGUUUUUUGCAUGGACGUUUGUAAACAAGCGGCCACUAUGGCAAACACUCUUGUCAUUGUCUUGGCCUGUUUUGACUCUUGCAAUCUGCUUAUUCCCUGUGUAUCCUCACCAGGCAAAGCUGCUUAUACUCUACUCAUGUGCUGGGGUACUACUCCUUAUACUUUGUCUGCUUUUGGUGAGAUCCCUGAUAUUUGGUGCAUCCUGGAUCUUACUUGGGCGGCGCAUUUGGAUAUUCCCAAACAUUCUUGCCGAGGAAGCAACACUGAGAGAACUUUUCCGUUUCUGGCCCAAGAAAGAUGAGGAGGAGAAACCAAAGCUAACUGCAAGGUUCUUUUAUGCUAUUGUGGCUGUUCUAGCCAUAUUACUUUUGAGGCAUCAUGCUCCUGAUGAGGCUGCUAGGGCCAGGUAUCAAAAACGUGUAUCAAACAUCAUUGAUGAAGUUAUUGAGUGGGACCCACGAUUGGCGUUGUCUGGCAUGAUGGAUAGUAUGCAAUCGGAAGUCAAUGGUACUGAAACCAACAACAAUGUGACCGAUGGUGGCAGUGAAAAGGCAGCAUCGCCUGAUGGCUUUGCUGGGGAACAUGAUGAUGAGAGUGAUGAUGCUACUCAAAGUACAGAUGAGAAAGAUCUGUACAAUGAUAAUAUAUAGGAAAUGUAAACAACAGAUUACAAGGUUUUGAAAAAAGGCAUAUUAUGUAUUUUCUUUUAUAUUGUUGAGUGUUAGAAUCUGUGAUUGAACCUUGAGAAUAAUUCAAGUGGCUAGAAGAAAGUAUCUCCACUUCGCUUUGGAGUCCAAGGGUUUUGCAAAAUGUAAUUUUCAUGUCAAGUUGUCAA
Molecule: messenger RNA, 1395 nt
Organism: Erigeron canadensis
Lineage: Eukaryota; Viridiplantae; Streptophyta; Magnoliopsida; Asterales; Asteraceae
Exons: 5
Coding region: 122-1210 (362 amino acids)
Biological process (GO): post-translational protein targeting to membrane, translocation
Cellular component (GO): endoplasmic reticulum membrane; endoplasmic reticulum
Source: RefSeq, a predicted model, not a curated record